This is a messenger RNA of Prunus armeniaca (apricot), 573 nucleotides long. NCBI's taxonomy places the organism in Eukaryota, Viridiplantae, Streptophyta, Magnoliopsida, Rosales, Rosaceae. The record is from the annotation of a GenBank genome assembly.
AUGGCGCUAAACUUGAACCCUAAUGCCAUGUCAUCCAUUUCUAUUAAUAUUAAGGCAUUUGGUGCAAAAACAAAAUUACAUAGGGAAAAGAGAAAAAAGAGAUGUCGCAGAGUUUUGGGAGCUGUAACACAUGGAAGCUUUGCGAUUGUGGGGGAGGUAUUAAAAGAUGGACUUCCUAGACUGAUUCGAAUCCUCGGAGAAGAUUUGAGGCUUGUGAGAAUAAUCGGGUCCAUAGGUUUUAGAUCUAACCUUGGAUAUGGAAAAUUCUUCAGAAGAACAGAGGCAAAGGUCAUAUUGGGAGUGGGUGGACGAAGAGAUAUGCCCAGGAGGAAAGGAAGUUCUUCCUGGGUUGCUAAGAAGAAUGAGAGAGCGAUUGAGCAAGAAAACAAGGAAUUGACUGCAACAGUUGGAAGAUUGGGAAGGCAGAGAAUGAAGAUGGAUGAGAAAAUUAUGGUGUAUCGACAUAGAGGGAAACUAAUGUGGGUGGGUCUUGAAAUGUGUAAUGAGUUUGGUACAUUUGUGUCAUUGCCUAACUUCAAUCCAAAGUGGGGUACAUUUGUGCCAUUUGCAUAA